Molecule: messenger RNA, 4721 nt
Organism: Ceutorhynchus assimilis (cabbage seed weevil)
Lineage: Eukaryota; Metazoa; Arthropoda; Insecta; Coleoptera; Curculionidae
Source: the annotation of a GenBank genome assembly
UAAAUAUGUAUUGAAGAGAGUGUAAAAUGCGCGAUAUGAAGAUUAUGUAGUGACUGAUUCAAAUGUGUGUGAUUUCUAUUUAAUUUUUUUUUAGACUAGACUUAAAGCUUUAAAAGAAAUGUCAUUAAUUUCAUUACUCUCACUAUUGUCGACGCUAGUUAUCAUUGUAGCAUCACAAAAUAACGACGCCGCCGUCUAUUUCCCUGCCGAAGAUGGUGUUCAGCCAAUCCCCCAGACUGGACAACGGUUCCAGGCCGCCACGAUAAACGUUAAAGAUUUGGAAAAUCUACGAGGCACUAGUAAAUAUGAAAAAUACGUAGACGAUAUCAUAGCCAAAGGGAUAUCGAGACUUACAGUGCAGCUGAAUAAGUUGCUGAAAAAGCAGACGCAUAAUGCUGAAAAUGUGCUAUUUUCGCCCAUAAGUAUUACCAAUGCUCUAGCAUUGGUAUUGCUUGGUUCAAAUGGUAUAACGUUCAAACAAAUAUCCGGCUUUUGGGGUCUGGCAACUGGCAUUCCAGACAUUGACAAAAAAUCUCAAAUAGUCCACGAACAGUUUUCCAGAAUGCUCUACAAACUAAACAAAACUGCCGGCUUUCAGCUAGGCCAGGAAAUCAAUGUGGCUUCUGCGCUUUUUGUUCAGCAAGGAUACCCAAUUAGACCUGUCUACAGAUCUACAGCCGAAGAUCUCUACAGCAGCAGCAUAAUGAGCGUAGAUUUCGAAAACAACGCUCGUUUGGCUCAAAAGGAAAUUAACGAUUGGGUGGCCAAGAAAACCAAUCAGCGAAUCAAAAGUAUUUUGAAUCACGAGCCAUCUACUGAUACUAAAGUGGUACUUACCAGCGCCCUUUACUUCAAAGCCGAGUGGGAGCAUCAUUUUUAUGAUAGAAGUACCAAAAGACGUCCAUUCUACGUGGACGGUCGCAACUCGCCGACAACCGUCGAAGCUGACAUGAUGUCCAACGGAGGCGAAUUUCCCUACUACAAAGACACCCAGCUGGGCUGCGAAGUUCUGGGAUUGCCCUACAAAGGCAACAGGAGCACCAUGUACAUCAUCAUGCCUUUCGAAUCGAGCAAAGACAAACUGUACGAAUUCGAAUCGCGAAUAACCGAAGACGACCUCAACAAUCUCGUGUCCAAAACGCGUUACACUGAUGCGGUUUUGUUGUUUCCUCGAAUGAAAAUCGAAACUACUAUUGAUUUGAGGGAAUCGUUGAAAUUGAUGGGGGUGACUUCGUUGUUUGACCCGAAACAAGCCAACUUGGCUAUUUUGUCUUCUGGUCAUAAUCCCCAAAAUUUGACUAUUGGGAAUCGGCUUGGUACGACUACUUCACUGGACAAUAUACGACAACUCAUUAAUGAACAGUCUAGUGAUAAUAAUUUCCAAAAUCCUGGCUUGUAUGCUGAUGAAGUGAUUCAUAAGGUUUACAUGGACAUAACUGAAAAAGGUACAGAAGCUGCAGCAUCAACUUCAGUUAGUUUAACACGAGCUGGUAAAACCACCUUUAGAGUGGAUGUGCCAUUUAGUUUCUUUAUACGUCACGACGAAACUAAUACGAUUUUGUUUUGGGGUUCCGUCAUUAUUCCUAAUCCGUCCUAUAAGAAAUUGUAGACUAAUAGAAUUUUUUUAAUAAAUAACUUCAUUCUGUCAAUAGUGUUUUAUUAUUUACAAUACAAAUAAAUCAAAAAAAAAAUUAGUAAAAAUAUUAGUAAAAAUUCUUGCUUAAUUUACAGGAUUGGGCGACAAAUUACACAUUACAUCACUAGGAUAAUAAUAUUAAUAAAAAAAUAUCACAGCUUUUAUAUGUCAUAAAAACAACAAUCACACAAUCUAUUUCAUCUCUAAGGUAGCGUAAUAGCUACCAGAAAUUAGUCCAAAAACAGCUAAAACCAUUAUCGAAAUGUUCUUUACGAGACGCCAGUGGUACUUGCCCCAGCCCUCAUUCCAGUCAACUAAAAUAUCGAUAAGGGCUGGUACUAGGAGACCAAGAGUUGAGAAGAAAAUAGCACCGACAAAGUCGAUUAGGGAUCCCAAGUGUUCGCCUCCUGCUGCUGCAAUACCUGAAAAAAACAAUUUUUAUUAAGUAUUUUUAAAUUAAAGACUUUGCGGGGUGCCUGAAGGGCUCGAUCCUAAUUAUUAUCAAUUUAAUUUUAGUUUUUGCCGAACCCUUUAGGCAUAAAGUUGAUCCUUGAAAGCCUAAUUCUGUUCUAUUGUAAGUUGCUCUAAGAACUAGGCACCAAUUUGCUAUAUUUAAGAAAGUGCUUUGAACAUUGUGAAAAUAUGAUAAUUUUGAUCUUACAUUCAUGUGGAGCCCUUCAGGCAUGUCAGAAAGCCUAGACUUCUCAAUUAAAAUACCAAAUAUGACUCUUUUGACUUCAUCUUUCAAACUUUAGGACCACAAAUAGUAAUUUUCAAAUAAUGCGUGCCCUACGGGCACUUUGCUGUCCUUUAGAAGCAUAAUGAGUGUAUAAUUUGGCUGAAUUCGGAAAGGACCUGAUGUCACGUGCCCGAAGAUCUCAGCAUUAAGUUGGAAUACUGAUAUUUGCGAAAGUGUUUCGAAAUUUAGAAAAUUGGGAUAAUUUUGAUCCUAAAUUGUUAGAGGUUGAAGGAGUUAAAGUCCUUCGUGGAAGUCAAAAAACCUUAAGAAGCAUAUUUAGUGUUUCAACUGAUUUGUGAAAUGUUUGAAGGGCUCGGCACCAAUUUAAGUUCAAAAUUAUCCUAAUUUUCUGUAUGAAUAAAUAUUAAAUUAAACUAAUAAUUAUUUCUCAACAAACUUAAAGCAAUCAGAGGAAAUCAAGGGAAAAUCAUAAAGAACUUAGAGGAAAUCUUGAGGAAAUCAUGGGUAGAGGUAAUCCUAAGGGAAUCAGUCAAUUUCUAGAUCUAACGCAAGCGCAGUUUUCAAAAAUCUUUAUUAUUUGAUUGUGAUUGUAAGUUAUCAGAGGAUUGAUGUUUGAUCAUGUUGAGAGAUGUUUCUGUUUCGAUUUUGACGCUUUCUGUUCUCACGCUGUUAUUGAAAUCCUGAAUAAAUAUGUAGAAAAUUUGAUCGGCUUCAAUUUUAUCAAAAUCGGAUUGAAAUUGAGAAAGUUGUCAGGCAAAAUGUAAGUCAAUGUCGUACUAGGAAAAAAGUACUGAUGGCGAAAUUUGAUUUUUAGAUUUUGGAGCUGUGUUGCAAAUCAUACGACUACGUUGUCUAGAGAAUUCGAUUGGCUUGAAUUUGGGUCCAAUUUCAUGAAAAUCGGAUUGAAAUUGAGGAAGUUGUCAAACCAAAUGUGAGUCAAUGUCGUGUUAGGAAUAAAGUACUGAUGGCGAAAUUUGAUUUUUCGAUUCUGGAGCUGUGCUGGAAAUCAUGCGACUAGAUAAUGGUUUUAUAGAAAAUUUGAUCGGCGUGAAUUUGAGCCUAAUUUCAUCAAAAUCGGAUUGAAAUUGCGGAAGUUGUCAGACAAAAUAUGAGUCAAUGUCGUGAUGUUAAAGUUCUGAUCGCAAAUCUUGACUUUUCGAUUUUGAAGCUUCCCAAGAGUUGUAUUAGAAUCAUAAUGUCUUGGCUAUGAAUUUGUAGAAAAUUUGAUCGGCUUCAAUUUGGGCCUAAUUACAUGAAGGUCGGAUUGAAAUUAGGAAAGUUGUCAGACAAAAUGUAAGUCAGGUCAUUUUAGAUAAAGUUCUGGUUGAGAAUCUUGAUUUUUCGAUUUUGAAGUUUUCUAUGAGCUGUAUUGGGAUUAUCACAAAGUAAUGGAAUUAUAGAAAAUUCGAUCAUCUUGAAUUUGGGCUUAAUUUCAUCAAAAUCGGAUUGAAAUUGAAGAAGUCAGACAAAAUGUGAGUCGUGAUAAAUCAAGUUCUGAUCGCAAAUCUCGAUUUUGAAGUUUAACUCUUGAUAUUAGAAUCCUGUUUUGGCAACAAAUUUGUAGAGAAUUUGAUCGGCUUCAAUUUGCGCCUAAUUUCAUCAAAAUCGGAUUGAAAUUGAGAAAGUUAUCAGACAAAAUGUGAGUCAAUGUCAUGAUAGACAAAGUUCUGAUCGCGAAUCUUGAUUUUUCGAUUUUGAAGUUUUCUAUGAGCUGUAUUGAAAUUCAUGACAAAGUAAUAAUUUCAUCGAAAUCGGAUUGAAAUUGAAAAAGUUGUCGUGAUAGAUAAAGUUUUGAUUACAAAUCUUGAUUUUCGGUUUGAAGUUUUCUGUGAGCUGUACCUAAUAUUGGGAUCAUGACAAAGUAAUGGAAUCGCAGAGAAUUCGAUCGUCUUCAAUUUCGGCCUAACUGAAACUUCUAGGAAUUCAUAAUUAAAGUCUUUUCUUCAAAUAUAACAAAUCUGGAGUCAAUCUGAGCCUCAGAAAUGGAAUAAUUAUGAAUUUUUUUAAAAAUCCUUGCAAAAUUCUUAACAAAUCAACUUUGGAAUUUUUUCAAAAUUACUUCCAGGAAUCUGAGCAACUUGGAACUUGCAGGAAUUCAUAAAUUAAAGUCUUUUCUUCAGAUACAACAAAUCUGAGACAAUCUGAGCCUCAGAAUUAGAGUUAUGAAUUAUUUUAAAAAUCCUUAAAAAAUUCUUAACAAAUCAACUUUGGAAUUUUUUCAAAAAUACUUCCAGAAAUCUGAGCAACUUGAAACUUUUAGGAAUUCAUAAUUAAAGUAUUUUCUUCAAAUAUAACAAAUCUAAAAUCAAUUUGAGCCUCAGAAAUGGAAUUAUGAAUGUUUUUAAAAAUCCUUGUAAAAUUCCUAACAAAUCAAUUUUGGAUUUU